This is a messenger RNA of Cylindrotheca closterium, 1749 nucleotides long. Lineage: Eukaryota; Bacillariophyta; Bacillariophyceae; Bacillariales; Bacillariaceae. The record is from the annotation of a GenBank genome assembly.
AUGAACCAGCAAGGACACGCGGCAGUCGGCGGCUUUCCGCUCGCUGACAUUUCAAGGAAACCAACAUCCUUGGGACAUCCAAUCCUGGAAGGCCCACAGAAGCCACAGCUUAUUCACACUACACAUCAAACUUCUACGACUACUACCAAUAGUUAUUCUCCGCCGUUUGAAAUUUCUGUUUCAGCAUCGGCGUCUCCAGCUUCCGACACGAAUCCAAUGAGUACAACGGUACCAUCGCUGAUCCACAGAGAAGAUUCUGAAUCCAGGAAUGCCCAAGCUGGCCGAAACGGUAUUAUUGCCACAGGCGCAGUAGCUCCUUCCAAUUCUGAUCCUAAGUCUCCCUUGAGCGGCGAACAGAGUACAUGUCCUCAGCCGCCGCAUCCUAGCAGCGGUGAUCAUGACAAUGUCGCCAACGAUGAGUCAAGUAUCACCUCUGAUGUUCUUAACGAUCAAUAUGAAUCAUCAAAGAAGAGUAUCAUUCGAAAAAAUGCUCCGGCUCACGCUGAUUUCGAGACGGAUAUUCGGCCGAUCAAGAAACAGCGCUCCGUGAGCAGCAUGUGCUCUUCGAAUGAUUCCUUAGUCUCCACAUCCGAUUCGGUCCACGAUUCCAUAGAUAACGACCAGGAAGAUGAUGAUUCUUCCUUUGAUCGAGAGGCCAAAAUCAGGUCUUUCCCAAUUACCUUGGACGAUUCUUUUGACGAUGAUUUGUCUUCUGUCAUUCAAUAUCCAUUUGGUGAAUUGCCAAAAUCUCUUACCGAUGUGGCCAAAUUCAUCAAAUCGGAUGCCUGUCAAAAGAUUGUCAUUCUCACAGGCGCUGGCAUGUCCGUUGUCUCUGGGAUUCCUGAUUUUCGCUCGGCCAAUGGCCUUUACGCUACCAUGGAUGCGGAUCGUCUCACUGCGACUCAGGCCGAACGUGAUUUAAUACGUGUGGAUCCAUCCAUUGCCUUGGACAAUCAUUUAUUCCUGCAAAACCAAUUCCCAUGCCUGGAAGUUAACCGCCAGUUCGUGUUGGGAACAAGGGACCAACUAUGGAAGGCCACACUUGCCCACCGGUUUGUGGAGCUCUUGCACGCCAAGACUGGAAAACUAGCGCGACUGUAUACCCAAAACAUUGACGGACUUGAAGAUCAGUGCACCAAAUUACCAAGAGAUAUGGUGGUACCAGUCCACGGCACCAUGGAUCAGGCAGACUGUGGCAUGUGUCAUAACGAAGCGAACUUUGAACGGUUCUGUGAAGAUGUCCGCACCAAAAUUAAGGAUAUUACAAAAUCUGACCCGACUGCUCCACAAGAAAGUUCGCACAUUGCCUGUCGGAUAUGCGGGUACAAUACAGUGAAGCCCUCUAUCGUUCUGUUCCGAUCAAGCCUUCCUCCGAAGUUUUUCGAGUUGGUUCCAAAGGAUGUGGAAGACGCCGAUCUACUGAUUGUCAUUGGUACUUCUCUCAAGGUAGCACCAGCCAACUCGUUAGUUUACAGAGUACCGGAAACCUGUCUUCGAAUGUUGGUAAACAGAGAUCCAGUUGGAUUCAAUUUGGGAAUGCAUUUUGACAGCCUGGCGAAUAGGGAUUAUUUCGCCGAGGGUGACAUUGAUUCUUCCAUGCUGGACCUAAUGGAAGCCUUGGGGUGGGUUGACGAGUUGGCGCCGCUUUUGGAUUGCAAUGGAUUACCAGAAUCCAGUGCGCAACUGCUGCAAUCCAAGCUUCAAGAGAUGAAGAAUCGAACCGAUGCUACAGCAACUGCUUCAGUCUGA